UGUUUUUUUGUGUGCUAAAACUGAAUCAAAUAUCGGAUGACUUGGCUUUGGAUUCUCCUCUGAGCGUUCGCUUCUCUAUUACCUCCUUCAGUUUUUCCUGCUAGUAUAUGGUCUGUGAAAAUGUUCCAUUUUAUACAACGUGGUUUCCAAAUUCCUUCCAAGAUAAUUCACCUUCAAAGGUUUCUGCAGCCUAGGAAUAACUCUUGCCAUUUUCUUCUUGAAUACCGUCAGAGCUUCCUGUCAAAAUUACCGUUAUCUAAAAAGCCAGCUUUGUGCACAACUAAGAUCCAAGGAUUCCAUUCCUCUGCUUGCAGCUGGAACAAAAAAAGGCCUUCAGAACCUACAUCUGAUAAUCAGGAUAUUCGACUAGUUGACUUGGCAUCACUUAAGGACUCUCCCAAACCUGCCAUUUACGUAGCAGCUUCAAUAUUAUUUCCAUUUGUUUCAGUGCCAUUAGUGAUGGCUAUCCAGCAAGCCUCCUACCCUGAGUUGGCAUUUGCUCAAAUUGCAUAUGCUGCCUCUAUAUUGUCUUUCCUAGGAGGGGUCAGGUGGGGAUUUAGUCUUCCAGAAGGAAGUCCUGCAAAACCUGACUGGCGUAAUUUGGGUAACAGUAUAGUUCCUUCUAUAAUAGCCUGGAUUACCUUGCUUUGUAAAGAUCUCACUACAGCUGGAAUCAUGGUUAUCAUAGGUUUAAUGAUAGCCCUUAAUAAUGACUUGGUUCUUCUUCCCACCUAUCCCAACUGGUUUAAAGCCUUGCUAUUAAUUUUAACUCUAGUGGCCGCAUUUACUAUAUUUGUCACAUUAAUUUAUGUGAAUUUCUAUCCUGAAAGAUAUCUAAGUUUUAAAUUUGGGGAAACAGACGAUUCUAAGUAAACACACACAAAAGGCAGAGCCUUGUGGGAGAAACAGAAUACAGAAUGGAAACAAUAUUCACAAUGCAUGAAAUGAAUUUGGAAAAUUAUUGGAACAGAAAAUAAUAGUUGAAUUAUCUAAUUCAUUAAAUUUAUAACACUAGCAUAGAGAAGCAAAUUAGAAAGGAGGGUAGGUGCUGAAUACUAGUAGAUUUUAUUUUUUUUAGAUUACUUGGGUUUUCAUUUGUGUGGCUUUAGUGGAAUUUAGUUUCUCUUAUUUUUUUACCAAAUUUGGUACAAAUACGAAACAAUUCACAGCAUUACUCUUGGAAAUUAAUUCUGGGUGGGUCAAUACCAGGGUUAUGUGAAGCAUGUAGAGCAGUACUUCACUUAAAACCUGGCAGCACAUCCUCUUGAAGGCUCAGCACAGUUGUUUUAAUGGCUUUUCCAUGCUAUCUGAGCAUGUGUGUGCGUGCAUGCAUGCAGUGAAUACUUCUACUGGGAUUGGUGCUAAAGUUUUAUUACCAACAAAUUGUAAUGAAAGCAGUAAGAUAGCUUUGAGGAAAUUGGAUAACACACAAUUGUUUCAGUGAUUUGAAAGAAUAAUUAUGAGCCAAAAAUAUUUCCACAUAGUGGAUGCUUUUCUUAUACUUUGGGUAAUAUGUUCUAAAUAUUUAGACAUAAAACUAUAGAACUAUUACUACCAACGGAAAAUAUAAAAUCUUUUGCAUUGAGCAGUUUUUAGAAGUUUUAAUUUCUUGUGCUAAGUGUUGGAUUGCUAUUUACUAUAAUAACAAAAAACCCCUCAAUAUAAACAAUUUCUAUUUUUUUAUCAUCAAAAUUACCAGAAAGAUUUAAGAAUACAUUUGAGCUUUAAGAGAAAUAUAUUUAAAUGUGCCACACAAUUGAUCAAAACCUUGUGCUAGUCUGUGACUGUAAUAAAAUACUCUCUCAAAAUUUUGACUACAAUUUUUUUUCUUUUUUUUAGUUGUCUAUUGCUGAGUUUCCAUAACAGUACAAAGUACAGUGGAGACAUUUGUUAUAUUUGGCUUGAAAAUAACUAGAAUUUCCAUUGUGCUGUCUUAUAAUAGGGCAAAUGUUGUUUGAGAUUGGGUAAGUGCAUCAUGAAAUUAAAUUCAUAACUUUCUUAAAAUCAAGUAACACGUUUUUGUAAGCUAUCAUUUUGUUAGAGAAAAAUCAGUCUAUUUUGUUUUCUGCAGAAGGCUUCUGAAGUCUCAAGUUCAAUUAAGAAUCAAGUCAAAUAGAGGCAAAGGUUAAAUAUAAAGCCUUUCCAAUGAUUUAUUCUAAAUUGCAGAGCAAAUUUCAUGAUAGGUAGGAGGAGAGGAAGAAUAUGUUAUUAGAAUUGGUUGCAACCUACUGUUAUCUCCUGCAUGUAUCUGUAUUCAUUGUACUGUGUAGGCCCAGAGUCAACCUUGUUUUCCAUCAGUCAGCAUAAAUGUUGAUGCAUAUUUUGUGAAUAGCCACCCAGCAUUCAAAAUAGUGUGGACUCCCUGAUCUAAAUGGCAGACAGUGUUUCAGUUGGAAUGUACGCCACCUCUCAGCUAUAGGCUUUAGAAUGUAUGUUUGGGAGAUUCCCUCAGCUUCUGCCCUCUAAACACAGAAAAGGUAUUGUUCAUUCAGAAGACAAAGGGAAAUCUUUGGGGAGACAGAGCAAAGAAUUUUGGCACCCGAGACAGAAAAAUAAGUGGAGUGUACCAUCUUCCCAACAACUCUGAUACAUGGCAGGAAUUACCACAAACUGAAGGAGUACCAAGAUCACAAAGCAGAGGACUUUGCUUUUGGAUUCAGCUUAUCUCUCUAAGGAAUAGAUAACUAUUCCUGUUAGACAUUGCAUUGCUUUGAUUUCUUUUACUUAUGUUAGAAACUAUAAUCCUGCUUCUAUAAAUGUAGAGCAUUUAGUGUAAUUUUGGCUAGAAAUUACCUGUUUCUCAGAUGACAUCUUUCUUUUGAGAUAACUUCUUAUAGCAGGCCAGCACCAUCUUGUGGUCUGCUGAGAGCCUUACGUGUUUUCUUAAAAAUAGAACUUCCUGUAUCUUUUUUGAGUUAUAUUUUUCA
Molecule: messenger RNA, 2927 nt
Organism: Protobothrops mucrosquamatus (brown spotted pit viper)
Lineage: Eukaryota; Metazoa; Chordata; Lepidosauria; Squamata; Viperidae
Gene: TMEM69
Product: transmembrane protein 69
Exons: 3
Coding region: 121-873 (250 amino acids)
Source: RefSeq, a predicted model, not a curated record